This is a messenger RNA of Nilaparvata lugens (brown planthopper), 9773 nucleotides long. Its product is annotated as dedicator of cytokinesis protein 7. The coding region runs from base 73 to 6159 and encodes 2028 amino acids. The transcript is spliced from 3 exons. The record is from RefSeq and is a predicted model, not a curated record. Lineage: Eukaryota; Metazoa; Arthropoda; Insecta; Hemiptera; Delphacidae. Gene Ontology annotation, molecular function: guanyl-nucleotide exchange factor activity. Gene Ontology annotation, biological process: small GTPase-mediated signal transduction; positive regulation of GTPase activity.
AUUAAUUUAGAAAACAUUUGAUACCUUUUUCAAUCAUGAUAACUGUUUCUGCUCGUUCUUAAAUUUGCUAUCAUGUCUGUGCAAAGAGCAUUUGCACAAAAACUUUCAAGCCAGCAUGCUGCUGAUGUGCGUAGACAGAUUUCAGCAACAAGUGCCUCACGAGAACUUUCUAAGAUCGAUGGCCGUGCAAUAUCUAUGUCAUCCCCCUGUGACAUUGUCGAACCUCUAGACUACGAAGAAUUCAUUCAACAACAUCAACUGUUACUGGACCGUGACCCGUUACGUGAUAUUCUCGACUUCCCACAUAAUGAUAUCGAGGUAUGUGUGUUGCCACGUAAAAUUCGUACUCUUAACCCAUCAGUACCAAAAGAACCGUUGGAUAAACUUCCACCUAUUGUACAGGAUUGUGUAGAAUGCUACACGAGAGAUUGGGUGUACGUUGAUUAUAGAUACAGGCAUCACUCCAGCACUCAGUCGACGUCUUCAAGAGAUAAAGAAUUAUUAAACAGUUUGUCAUCACAAGAGUAUGAGGUGGAUGCUGAUAAUUUGAAUUGUAACGGUUCAAAUGAUGACGAUAGUUUCAAGAUUAAGUAUAACUCUGGGAUAGGUGACGUUCCCAGAGGUAGCUGGGCGAGUUUUGAUCUGUUGAACUGCGUUAGUGACCCACUGAUGCCUCCGCUUCUGGAGAGAAUUCCUCCCGACACAGUCGAUCAAAUGAAUCAAAUCAACCGUCAACAAGACAGACAAGAGGCGUUGUUUGCUCUCUCUCCUCCUCCCGAAUCUGACGAUCCUGUAGAACGACGCUUACUACCUGAACCACCCACCGAACCUAUCGGUCAUAGGAUACUUGUCAAACUUCUGCAGUUGAAACUAGAUUUGGAAGUUGAGCCGAUAUUUGCGUGUAUGGCAUUGUAUGACGCCAAGGAAAAGAAAAAGGUAUCUGAAAAUUUUUACUUUGAUUUGAACCCAGACAGUUUCAAACGUAUGCUACAACCUCAUAUACCUUAUAGCGAUGUGAGCACAAUGAGUAGGUCUUGUAUUUUCAACAUAACUUACCCUUCCACCGAUUUGUUCCUAGUUAUUAAACUGGAAAAAGUUCUCCAGGGUGAUAUAAAUGAGUGUGCUGAGCCAUAUAUUAAGGACGAGAAAAACAUUGAUAAAGUGAAAGCUAACGCACAGGUGUGCUGUGAACGUUUGGGAAAGUAUAGAAUGCCCUUCGCAUGGACUGCCAUCUAUUUGAUGAAUGUAGUAUCAGGUGUGAAUAGUUUGGAUCGUGACCGAGAGUCUAGCAGUGACAAGGAAUCCAUGGGAUCAAACAGUUUGGAUCGUAAAACGAGUUCUAGUAAUUUUGAAAAUUUGAGGAAAAGAGCUAGUGAUAUGGGAUCGUUGACUAGACGCGGUUCCCUAGAACGUAGAGCUAGUUCAGAUAAGAGAUUCAGUUGGUCGCAGGAAGAUUUUUCGACUUCUCUCGAUACUUUCCGCCCUGUUACACUAACAGUGGCCAGUUUUUUCAAACAGGAGAGUGAUAAGCUGCGCGAUGAGGAUUUAUACAAGUUUCUACAAGAUUUGAAACGCCCCUGCUCAGUGUUGAAAAAACUCAAAAAUAUACCUGGAACAUUGAAACUGGAUAUUUCACCGUUAACCGAGGACAUAAAAAACAGCAUCACACCAGAACUUCUACCGUUGUUACCAGCAUCUGACGAGAAAUCACGUCCCACUAAAGAAGUGUUGGAAUUUCCAGUGAAAGAAGUACUCACUCCUCAUUACCUGUACCGAAACAUGUUGUAUGUUUACCCCAAGGAACUGAAUUUCAACGGACGAACAGGAUCUGCUAGGAAUCUGGCUGUUAAGGUGCAACUGAUGUGUGGUGAAGAGGAGCAUCAAAGUCUCCCAGUAAUAUUCGGAAAAUCUUCCUGCCCAGAGUUCUGCACCGAGGUUUAUACAACUGUCAGCUAUCACAAUAAGUACCCCAGCUUCUAUGACGAGGUCAAAAUUCAGCUACCAGCUGAUCUAGGCGACCAGCACCAUCUGUUCUUCACAUUCUAUCACAUCAGUUGUCAGAAAAAAGCUGAACAAAACGUUGUCGAAACUCCAGUCGGUUACACUUGGAUCCCGAUUUUUAGAAAUGGGAAUUUGGAGGGAGGGGAGUACUGCUUGCCAGUUAUGAUGGAACACCCCCCUCCCAACUACUCCUACAUUGGGCCCGAUGUUCUGCUGCCUGGCACAAAAUGGGUGGACAACCACAAAGGUAUAUUCACAGUGCACUUGGAACCUGUCUCCUCCAUACACACUCAAGACGAAUAUCUGCAGCAUUUCCUCACACUGUGUGCAAACUUGGAACAAGGCAUCAUCCCUCAACGAAUGACCGAGUCUACUUUGGAGAACGAGUUGAAAAUGAGUGUGACUAACCUCUCUCAUGCUAAAACUGAACCACUGGUCAAAUUUCUGCCAUUAAUCCUUGACAAACUGAUUGCAUUUUUGGUGAAACCUCUAUCGAUUCCCAUCAACAUCAGUCAAACAAUUUUCCAAACAUUGGCUGUACUUGUGAGAAAUAUCACCGCUCUACAAGAAGUGUACUCUGAUUUAUCUGGGAGACAUGUACUGCUGACAACUUACAUCACCUACCAAUCUAAUCUACCACACCCUAUCUGUUCAGAUGACAGUUUGCAAGCGACCAAGAGCAACAGUAACCCUGAUUCGAUGCAUAUUUUAGGGUUGGAAGAUUCAGAGGUGAAUCUAUACUCGAGGGGACUAGACAGAGCAUGCAGUAUGAAAACAGGUAACUGUUCAGAAAACUAUCUACUGAAAACAAGUCUGUGUAAACUAGUUCAUGAGGAGUUGGUGCUGCAAUGGGUGGUCGCUAGUGGAUCAGCUAGAGAACUAUCAAUGGCCAACGCUUGGUUUUUCUUUGAUCUGAUUAUUAAAAGUAUGCUGGAACACUUGGAACGCACACAGACUUUGGAUGCACCGAGAAAACUACGGUUUUCAGAACAUUUCACAGAUGACAUCUCAACACUAGUGACUACAUUUACUUCAGACGUCAUAGCAAACUACAACAAGGACCUAAAGUUGAGCUGCAGUAUGAAUUCAAGUCUAGCGUUCUUCCUGUAUGAUUUGUUGUCAGUUAUGGAUAGAGGGUAUGUGUUCAUGCUGAUCAAAGUGUAUUGUAAACAGAUGUCAGCUAAGAUAUCCUCACUUCCUGACGGCGCAAUUUUGUACAGUUUGAAACUGGAUCUCCUGAGAAUUGUUUGCAGUCAUGAGCAUUUCGUAGCUUUGAACCUGGCUUUCGGGACGCCGUUCACAUGGAGCUCAGCACCGACCUCCCCCACCCCUUCACAGGCGUCCUCUACUAGUCAAGCUAGAGACAAGACGAGCUACGCGGAGCUAUCCACAGAUUUCAGGCAACAACAUUUCCUCAUGGGGCUUCUACUCACAGAUCUCGCUGUUGUUCUAGACAUGGAGAACGUCAACCUUCAUAUUAAAGCUGUGAAUGUUGUAAGGAGUUUGAUGUCCAGUGAAGACACUGAUGCCAGAUUCUCAGAACCUGAAGCUAAAGCUAGGGUGGCUGCUUUGUAUCUCCCAUUACUAGUAAUUGUGAUGGAUAUGUUGCCUCAGUUAUACACUUGGCACCAGAGUAGAAACGUGAGGGAAACUAAUGACGAAUUCGAACCUAAAACUGGGAUCAAUCAGAAUGUGGCGAUGGCUAUAGCGGGGACGUCCAUGUUUGGAGUGAAAACCGCUCAGAUGGAGAGGUUCAGUUUGUUUCAACAGUCUAGAAAAACUGGGUUGAACGGGGAAACUACUAGAAAUUUGUUGAUCUGUUUUCUGUGGGUCAUUAAAAACAUGGAUAAGGAGGUGUUGAGACAGUGGUGGAUCGAUUUACCGUUACAAAGGUUGAGACAGUUAUUGGAGGUGUUGGAUAUCUGCAUUUCUUGUUUUGAGUAUAAGGGGAAAAAGAUCACAAAACACCAGACACAAACGUUUCACAAGAAAACGGCGGAUAUAAAGUCGAGGCUGGAGGAUGUGAUACUGGGCCAAGGUUCUGCAAGAUGUGAAAUGAUGUUGAGGCGCAAGGAGAAGAACCCUCCCUCGCCAGGAUGGGGGGUAGGUAGUGGGGAUAGGUUGCGGUGGCGGAAGGAGCAGAUGGCUUACAGAGCACCCGAUUCCACCGAUCGUCCCCGACCGCAUAACACGAACGAGUCGGAUGCGUUUAUUGAUGGAGGACUGGCUACUGAGGUGAGUUUUAUUGUGCUUGAUACUUUGGAACAGAUUGUGCAAGUUGCAUCGCAGUCUGACCAUCUGCAGAGUUUGUUGGGGGCGGUUUUGAGGGUCCUAUUACACGCUCUCUCUCGUAACCAGAGCACCCAAGUCCUCCACAACAUGUUUGCCACUCAACGCUCGAUAGUUUUCAAAUUUCCCAACCUGCUCUUCGACGAGGAAACUGAGCAAUGUGCCGAUCUUUGUCUACAACUACUGAAACACUGCAGCUCACAUCUCAGUAGCAUCCGUUCACAAGCGUCGGCCUCACUCUAUCUACUUAUGAGACAAAACUUUGAGAUCGGCAAUAACUUCGCGCGCGUAAAGAUGCAGGUGACAAUGUCGUUGAGCUCUCUGGUCGGCACAAGUCAAACCUUCAGCGAGGCUUCACUCAGACGCUCCCUCAAAACUAUCCUGCUCUACUCUGAGGAGGACCUCGAUCUACAGGACACCACCUUCCCGGAACAAGUCAAAGAUCUGGUGUUCAACCUACAUAUGAUACUGAGCGACACGGUCAAAAUGAAGGAGUUCAAGGAGGAUCCAGAAAUGUUGUUAGAUCUGAUGUAUCGUAUCGCCAAAGGUUACCAGAACUCCCCAGAUUUGCGGUUGACUUGGUUGGCGAAUAUGGCACAGAAACACAUGGAGAGAAACAACCAGACUGAAGCAGGUAUGUGUCUUGUACAUAGUGCAGCACUUGUAGCUGAGUAUCUUCAUAUGUUGGAAGACCAGAAACACCUGCCGUUAGGUGCUGUGAGUUUGGAGUGUGUGACGCCCAACUGUCUGGAGGAGUGUGCAGUGUCCGAGGAUGUACUGAGUCCUGAGGAGGAAGGCGUGUGUCUGGGCAAAGAUUUCACUGAAAGUGGACUAGUGGGACUGCUGGAGCAUGCAGCCAACGCAUUCCACACCGCCGGAAUGUACGAAGCUAUGAACAGUGUCUACAAAGUGAUGAUACCUAUCACGGAGGCAAGUCGUGACUACAAGAAACUGGCCAACAUUCAUGGGAAACUACAUGACGCGUUCACAAGGAUGGAACAGUUGCAAGGUAAACGAGUUUUCGGAACUUAUUUUCGUGUAGGGUUUUAUGGAGCGAAAUUCGGGGAUUUGAACGGUGAGGAGUUUAUUUAUAAGGAACCUACUUUGACUAAGUUACCUGAGAUUUUUAGUAGGUUGGAGAACUUCUAUGCUGAACGUUUCGGACCUGAUUAUUUAGUCAUUAUUAAAGAUUCGAAUGUGGUGGAUGCUAACAAUCUAGACCCCGACAAAGCUUACAUACAAAUCACCUAUGUUGAACCGUAUUUUGAGUCGUAUGAAGCUAAGUAUCGUAUGACACAUUUCGACAGGAAUUUCAAUAUCAAACGAUUCAUCUACGCCACUCCCUUCACGACUAGUGGGCGGGCCCACGGUGAGUUACACGAGCAGUAUAAGAGAAAAACAGUGUUAACAACUGCGAAUCAUUUCCCCUACGUGAAAACUAGGAUUCAGGUUGUACACAGGAAGCAAAUCGUGUUGACACCGAUCGAGGUGGCCAUUGAGGAUCUGCAGAAGAAAACGGUGGAACUAGCGGCUGCAACUCAACAAGACCCUCCCGACCCCAAAAUCCUACAGAUGGUGCUUCAGGGUUGCAUAGGGACCACCGUGAACCAAGGCCCCAUGGAGGUGGCAGUGGUGUUCCUGUCGGAUUUGGUCGACGGCGAGCGGACGCCGACAAAGCUGCAAAACAAGUUGCGACUGUGUUUUAAGGAUUUCUCGAAAAAGUGCUCGGAUGCGCUGAGGAAAAAUAAGAACCUGAUUGGGCCCGACCAGAGGGAUUAUCAGCGUGAGUUGGAAAGGAAUUAUCACAGAUUUAGUGACAGAUUGAUGCCGUUGAUUGCGAAUAGGGGAGGAGGAAUGAAGAGGAAGUAGGGAGAGAAAAGGAAGAAAAGUAGGUAGAGAAAGUAGGAAAAAAUGAAGAGAAUUAGGCAGAGUAAGUAGGAUAAAAAAGAAAAUGAAGAGAAGUACGUAGAGGAAGUAGGAGAAAAGUACUAGAAACAAAAGAGAAUUUGUAGAAUGUAGACGAAAAAACAAAGAGAAUAGGUGAUGAACAUAAUAUUAAUAAGAGAGAAAAGAUAUGAAGAGGUAGUUGAAGGAAAAAUGUUCAUAAAGUUUUAGGUAGAAUACAGAAGAACAAAACAUGUAUUAAUAGUAUUGAAUUCAGUAGUAAGAACUUAGAAAAACUACAAAUAAUUAGAAAGUGAUAGAAUAUAUUAGUUUGCAGAUAGAGUGGAGGAGGUCGUACUUAUACACAAAGCUUAGUUGGUAGACAUAUUGGAGGAGAAUAGAUAAUAGAAUACAUGUAGCUUAAAAUAGGAAGGUUGAAUAAAAAGUUGAUGAAACCUAGGUUAUUUAGAUUAGAAGUACAUAGGAGGCUACAGAUAAUUGAAGGGAAAAACUAGGUUAUUCAGAAGUAUAGGAGGCUUAAUUGAAGGAAAGUAGAAUAAUGUAGAAGAAAAGGAAUAAUAAUAAUAGGAGAAAUGUUAUUGAGGAGAAAUAUGAAGUAAAGAGCAGAAAAUACAUGGAAAGGUAGAGAAUUCAGGUGGUAAAAUGAAGAGAAAUGUUGAAUAAAACAGUACUGGAACGAAACAAAACAGAGGAGUAGAAGAUAAGACAAUCCAGUGGGAAAAUUGGAGAAAACAAAUUGAAUACCAUUUAGUAGAAAAAUGUAAAGAAAAAUACCAAAAAUACUGUAGGUAAAUGUACUGUAUAAUAUUGCUUUGUAAGAAUUAUCUACAAAAAGUAGGCCUAUUUAUAUAUAAUUGAAUUGAAGGAAAUACUUCUCUAGAGCACAAUAUCGUAAUAUUUAGAUGUAAGACAGCAUGUCUCAAUAUCCACAAAAGUUACAGCGAAAUCUUAUUUUCUAGUCACAAGCCUUCUCAUCUAUUUUAUGCAUUUGUAAAAUGUCAAAAAUAAUAUUAGACUAUCGUAACCAAAGAAAGAUUUAUAUUAUUGUAAUGGCUUGCUGAAAUAUUGAAUGGCUUGCUGAAAUAUUACCGUAUUUUUUAUCUGUAUAAUUUGGCAGAAAUUUUCACCAAAACAAAAGCCUUAAUAACAACAGCAAUAUUUUAAAAAUGAGAAAAAUAAAUAGCAUGAUCAAAAGCCUUAAAAGUAGAAAAUAAUUUUAAUGGAAAUGGGAUUGAAAAAGUGCAUUAAAAUAUCAUAAUAACAGCAAUAGGUUUUACACAAAUUUCAAGGCAAAAUUAUUUUAAUAUUUGCAUACUAGUUAAUAGUUUUAGUGUGUCUACCUAAGUAGUGCUCUAUUAAUUUGUACUAUUUAGAAAUACAUUAGGGUCUUUACCCUUGACCUAGAAUGUGUUCUACACAUUCUCAAAAUUAUAUUAUUUCAGACCCAUAGCUAAAGAUGUACACAACUUUUUCAACAGUUGUAUUAUAAUGGAAAAAAUUAAUUCAAUAAAGAAUUAAAUUUAUUUUAUUCAAUUGAGUCUUCCAUUUAGUUAACAAUUCCAAUCCAUUCUGAAGUUCAAAAUCUGUUAUUUUGAUAAAAUUUGAGUGAAGAAAAGUGAAAAUCUGUAGUAAUAUGAAUUAUCUCUUAUUAUUUCUAACUAUUGCUGUUAUUAAUGAUAAAAUCAAAGACUGAUUAGGCUAAUGUUAAUUUAUUGGCAUUGGCAUACCUAAAUGAUCUUUUGAAAUCUAUAUUUUUAGCCAGUAUUCUACAAGGUUUUUUGUAGUCUAAUAAUCUUGCUUAUUGUGUUUUACCGCAUACUAUACAAAUUAUUAGUAAUAUGCCAUUUGUAUACAUACAAGUAACUAUUAUAUAAGAUUAUUAAAAUCAAAAAGGUCAUCUAUUCCACUAAAUAUUUUUACAAAAAUAUUCAUCCAGAAAUACGAAUUGUUUGAUUCUAUUGAUUUAAAGUAAUUAUUGAAGAUAUUUGUAUCAAUAUAUUUCAUGAUUGUUUAUGUAUUCAAUCUCUACUACUUUGAUUCAAAUUUUUCUCAGUAGAAAUUGUACAAUAUUGAAUUUAAAUCGAAGCCCACAUUUUACUCCAUUUCAACUCAGAAGCCAUCUCACGAUAAUAAAGAUUGAAGAUCUCUAGUAAUUAUUUUGUAAUGUUUUCAUCGAUCACUGUAAAAUUUAUGUUUUUAUAUAUUAUAAUAAAACUUCAUGAAAUAUAUGUAUUUGUUCAAGUAGCUUUUGCUAUUUUCUUAGAUUCAUUUAAGGUAUCUCUCAAAGGAACCGUCUCCAUUGUGUUACCGUAUUUCAACAUUAUAUUUAUUAAUUUAUGUGAAUUGAAAGAUUCUCGUAAAUUGGUAAUUAUUGAAAAAAUCAAGUUGAUCAACUCUGUCACAUAUUAUAAGUCACAAACUGUUUUUAUUGUUUUCACAAUAAUUUAUUACUAGUGUCUAUUUCACUAUAUUUCAUCAAUCGUGCUACCUAUGUUACAAAAUUCUGGCCAUUCAUUCAUAUGUUACCUUUUAUGAAUGUUGUAAGUUGUAUCCCAUUCCAUAAACCUUAUUUACUUGAUAAUAUCUCUCUUCAAAAAUCGUACCCAUCUAUUUUUUCAUGUAUAAUAAUUGUUUAAUUACUAUAAUAAUAUUUUUUACAAUAUUAUUGAUGCAUCAUGUACAUUAUUCAAUCGAAUGUUUUCUGUGAUGUGUCCAGGCGUAUUGUAAUUGACCAUUGUCUUGAAAUGGACGCAAGUACCUCUAAAACAUUGACAACUGCGCACACCUCUGAAACAGUACCGACUGCGCACACCUCUGAAACAGUACGAACUGCGCACACAUCAGAAACAGUGCCCACCGCGCAAGCACAACAGUUGAACCAAGAUAGCGGAGCCGCUGAGUUGUCACAUGAAGCGCAUGCGCAACCGUUGAGUCAAGAUGGCGGGGCCGCCGAGUUGUCACAUGAAGAGUUGAUGGAAGUGACGUCAACUGCUCUCAACGAUCUGCUAAAAACGGUGACCAUACUAGCUGAUCUGCCACAAGAUGUGACCCUGGAGGAAGUGAACGCGCAGAUUGCCGUGCAGCAUGGCCAGUCCAUCACUGUCUAUGCGGUCAGGGAGGAUGGCGAAGAGAUUGCGGCUGUGGUGAACCAGAAAGGAGCACGGGUGAUCGACCUGAAGCAUGCGAUACGGAGAGCGGUUGACCUGAAACUGAAGCGAACCGGGAAAAUCGGAAAAGUCAGUGAAAAGCGGAAAAUCUCGUGGAAAUAUGUGUGGAAAACGAACCACUUGAGCUUCGACGGGGAACAGUUGAGCAACGAUCAGGCACUGUUGUCUGAGAUGGGCAUCCGAAACAAAUCAAGGGUCACGUUUGUGAAGCGGCUCAGAGCGAAGGGUACUGUUAAGAGGUGAAAUCGCAGAUUCAACAAAACAGCGAAAAUAUUUAUUAAGAGAAUGAAUCAGUAAGCAAAACGUCCAUAAAAGACAAUUCUUUCCAUUUCCAUUAUAUCUAUUUGUAAUUAGUAAUUAUGAUGUAUUUUUAUGGCUUCUUUAUAUUGUAAUAAAUGUAUUAUUAUAGGA